UUCACUAGUUCGGCCUACAAUUACUAAAUAACGCCUAGGUGCACAUAUCGCGAGAUUAGCGUUUAACGUGAUCCCAAUUUUCGGCUCUUCGCCGAAACAUGUCACCUGAACUGUUCCCAUAAAUGCUGUUUAAAAUACGUUCGCGGCGAGGACAUGUCACUGAGCAAGCAGAACGCUGCUGCCAGAGUGGCCCAGCUGCCCCUGGUGCGCUCAGCAUUCACCAACCUGUUAGAUCUGUACGGGGACGCCAAAAGUGGCAAUCCUGGUUUCGGGUCGGUGUGUGAGGGUCUGGAGAGUAGCGUAAAGCAGUUGGCCUCGGUGGUUAGUCAUCGCGUGUCACCUGCCAUCACCAAACUCAACCCGCAAGUUUCCCUUGCCAAUGAUGUUGCCUGUAAAACUUUGGACUGGUUGGAGGCAACGUUCCCUGUACUGCAAACAUCAUCAGACCAGCUUGUGGCUGGCCUCAGAAGUAAGGUGAUGGAGAUGCAGGAUGCGGUAAGCAUUGCAGCACACGGAACCGUGGACUCUGUGCAGCAUGCAGUUAUGUGUAUCAUGGCGAGUGCACAGCAGCCGGGUGACCGAUCAUUGAUGGGAAGGGCCAUAAGUGUAUCCAGCAUGGGACUGGCUUCUGCACUGAACAUAACUGAAGCUCUUGUGGACCGAAUGCUACCACCUCUAGAAGAGGAAAAAAAGGAAGAGGAUGUCUUAGUGGAGGAUUCUGAGGAUGAUUCAUUCGGCAGAAAAUACUCUGUGCGACUGGUGACACUUUCCAUUACGCUGUGCAGGAGAACCAUCCAGCUGGCUGGAGCCAAAAUGCAGUCUGCGCAGAUCAUGGCUGCUCUCUCCACAUCUUCCGGUCAGCUUCGUAUCCUGCAGACGAGCUGGAUGGCCCUGACAUGGAGCUUGGAGCAGCUCCCUCCACUAGUACAACAGCAGAUUGGAUCUGCGAUUUUCAACUUUACGCAACUCUACAACUUGAGAGUUGCCCCACAAAGCUGCUCCAAACCAGAUAGAGGUGUAGGCAUUAGUACAAAGGUACCAGUGGCAACCCAAACUCCACACAAGGUUGCCAAAAAUAGUCCACAUACAAGUUCUAACUGGCGAGCAAGAAGACCAGCUAGCAUUUCCGUGAUUGUAAGCCGGUCAACCCAAUUGUCAGGAAAAGGAAUGGGCAGAGUUGAAGGGUUUCACUAAAUGGUUGUUCUAUGUAAUUGAUUGGGCUCAACGAUCCCAGAGCUGUAACAAUAGAUCUGCUUUUGAUCUUGUACGUUGCCACUAUUUGACAGUGCAGAUAUUGUCAUGUACUUACUUAUUCCUGAG
This is a messenger RNA of Corythoichthys intestinalis (scribbled pipefish), 1320 nucleotides long. RefSeq names its product perilipin-2-like. Gene Ontology annotation, cellular component: cytosol; lipid droplet. Bases 154 to 1194 code for a protein of 346 amino acids. Lineage: Eukaryota; Metazoa; Chordata; Actinopteri; Syngnathiformes; Syngnathidae. The record is from RefSeq and is a predicted model, not a curated record. The transcript has 7 exons. Gene Ontology annotation, biological process: positive regulation of triglyceride storage; lipid storage.